AAUAAUGUAACUUUUGCAGCAAAAAUGUAACAUUUCAGGAAACGAAAUGUAACUUACGACUCAAGGGCCCUGGCAACACUGAACACAGUGCUUGUAGACAUAAAAAAAAAAAUCUCUUUGAAGAUAAUCAUAAAAAAUAUUGAGUAUUUUGUUUGUGUUUCUCAUACAUACAAUUUUCGCUAAAUAUGCCUAGCCAAUAUGAAGAAGAACGUGUUUGGGAAGCUCCUAAUCAUAAUCAAUACGAGGAAGAAGGCAACGAAGAUGUUAUAGAAAAUCCUGAAGAAGUGUUGCAUGAAUGCUUAGAAAAGUUCAAAACCCCAGACUAUAUUAUGGAGCCUGGCAUAUUUGGCCAACUUAAAAGAUACUUCCAAGCAGGAGGAAACCCUGAACAAGUUAUUGAGCAAUUGUCAAUGAACUAUAAUGCUGUAGCUCAAAUGGCAAAUUUAUUAGCAGAAUGGCUUAUUCUUGGCGGAGUAAAAGUCACAGAAGUCCAAGCAAUGGUUGAAAAUCAUCUGAAAGAUAUGAUAUUGAAAACAUUUGACCCUAAAAAAGCAGAUACAAUCUUCACUGAGGAGGGUGACACUCCAGCUUGGUUAACUGAAAUGAUAGAACAUCCCACUUGGCGAUCCUUGAUAUACAGGCUAGCUGAAGAAUACCCUGAUUGUCUUAUGCUCAACUUUACUAUUAAGUUAAUAUCCGAUGCUGGCUUUCAAGGAGAAAUCACCAGUAUAUCAACAGCAGCACAACAAAUUGAAGUAUUUUCUCGAGUCCUCAAGUCGGCUAUUGUGGGUUUUUUGCAGAGUUCUGAUGAUUGGCAAAACAGUGUUAAUGAGUGUGCUAAAAUGGUCUGCCAUGGUGCUCAUACCUAUGUAUACAGUCAAGUCAUUGUGCACAUCCUGUCUCAAGAACCGAGAGGUGGGGCCAUUAUGAAAAGGCUUGGUCAAGAAAUUACUAGAUGUGCACAGCAAAGUGGGCACGAUGUGACUCCGAUAACGUUAGCUUUGACGGCGGGCGAGUCGUGGCGCAACGCUCGCACGGCCCUCGCGGCCAUGUUGUCGCGCGGCGCCUUGAAUCCAGCCGACAUAUCGGUUCUGUACAGAGCGUACACCCAGUCUGAACCUCCACCAGUACAUUUGUUAAGAAUACCUCAGUUUUUAGAGCUACUUGUAGAUUCACUAUUCAAAAUGGGAAGCAAAUUAAACCCUGAGCAUAAAUCAAAAUAUAUGUAUUUGCUGGCAUACGCUGCCAGUGUAUGCGAAGGUCACUCCCUGGGAAAGCCCGUCAAAGAGGAACUAAAAGCAACUGUCCAAGCAAUUGAGAAGGUUCACGCAGUAUGUAGUAGUUCCGCUAGUUCCAGUGAAUUAAUUGCGGAAUUGCCGACAUUAUACCAUUGCAUUCGAUUUCCAGUUGUUGGAAUGGGUGUUUUAGUUUGGGUUGAAUGUGUUGUUACUGAACCAUCAUAUUUCAAACUGUGUACAGAACAUUGUCCUGUACAUUUGGCACUUUUGGAUGAAGUUGCCUCCUGUCAUUUGUUGCUGCACCAUAGGUUACUCAGAUUAUUGGUACAAUUAUUUGAAUCUCCUCAAGAUGAAUUGGAAAUUUUAGUUCAGUUGGAGUUAAAGAAAAUGCUUCUUGAUCGUAUGGUAAACUUAUUGAGCCGCGGCUGCGUGGUGCCAGUCCUGCGUUACAUUAAACAGUGUUGGCAACGUGGCGAUACUGAUAUAUCAUUGAUAAGAUAUUUUAUAACAGAGGUUUUGGAUGCAAUCGCUCCACCUUACACCCCUGAGUUUGUGCAACUUGUGUUACCAAUGGUGGAAAAUGAAGAAAUUACUGGAACAAUGAGAGCAGAAGGCGAAAAUGAUCCUGUGUCUGAAUUCAUAGUUCACUGCAAGGCGCACUACGUUGUAGUUUAAAAAUGUUAAUUUAUAAAAGUAAUUAAACACAUUAUAAUUUCUAUAA
Messenger RNA from Manduca sexta (tobacco hornworm), 1959 nucleotides. RefSeq names its product negative elongation factor D (gene TH1). The transcript has 12 exons. The record is from RefSeq and is a predicted model, not a curated record. Gene Ontology annotation, biological process: negative regulation of transcription elongation by RNA polymerase II. Lineage: Eukaryota; Metazoa; Arthropoda; Insecta; Lepidoptera; Sphingidae. Gene Ontology annotation, molecular function: RNA binding. The coding region runs from base 186 to 1913 and encodes 575 amino acids. Gene Ontology annotation, cellular component: nucleus; NELF complex.